Molecule: messenger RNA, 1825 nt
Organism: Zymoseptoria tritici IPO323
Lineage: Eukaryota; Fungi; Ascomycota; Dothideomycetes; Mycosphaerellales; Mycosphaerellaceae
Exons: 2
Coding region: 40-1569 (509 amino acids)
Biological process (GO): DNA-templated transcription
Cellular component (GO): nucleus
Molecular function (GO): DNA binding; zinc ion binding
Source: RefSeq, a predicted model, not a curated record
ACUUCUCCCGAUGAAUCCUCGCUGAUACUCAAUCCGCCCAUGGCGGAGGACAUCCAAAUUCUGGAGCAUUAUCUGACGUCGACCGGAGCGGUAGGUGCGACUACCGGGAAGCCGUACAGCGUCAUACCCAGUGCGCCUGGGAAGCCGAUUGUCUACCUCAGGGUGCCUCGACGGCGAGAAGGGCUCGGAAGUGAAAUGAGGCCCGGUUCGAAGCAGAGAGAGAUCAUGGAACAGGUGCUAGGGACGUUCAAGGAGGAUGUUGUGAAGUUGUACUUUGACAAGCUGCAUCCAUGUUUCCCAAUCAUCGACGAGAAGACUUUCCAUGAGCUCUGGCAGAGGGACCCCGAUCGCAUCUCAUCCACCAUUGUCUGCGACAUGUAUGCAGUAGCUCUGAAAUUCUGGAACACAUCUGGCCAGCUCAAGUCUCAUCAACGACCAGACCUCGCUUUCAUGUGGAAUCAAGCCGUGGCUGGAUUACAGGAGGACUUUCUUGGAUCCACCAUUUCCACUGUUCACGCCGCUCUCCUCGAUUUGAUCGGCAGACCUGUGCUAUCCAUCACUGGCAACAUUGUCACUCUGGGUCGAACGAUCACUCUGGCACAUAGUCUUGGACUCCAUCGAGAUCCGUCAAGCUGGCAUGCGACUGAACACGAGAAAAAUGUGCGGAUCAGGCUUUGGUGGGGAGUCCUCAUACAUGAUCACUGGUCAAGUCUAGCUCAUGGCACUCCGCCGUUGGUGCAGCGGCAAAAUUACGAUGUGCCCUUGCCUGAUGCGUUGAACGGCACAACCGCGUCGAGCUUUCCACAGCUCUGCGCACUAUCACAGAUCCUUGGCACUUUGCUUCCACUCGUGUACAGCCUGCACGGCGGCCAUGAGGAGACCAUGAGGCAGGUCCGGAAGUCCGAGUGCGAUCUAGACGACUGGCAAAGACGCCUACCCACCUCUCUGCACUACAAGCGAGACGCUUCCACUGGUACUCCGAACGGAGUAAGCAACCUCCAGUUCUGCUACCUGUCAGUCAAGCUUCUGCUCUGCCGCAUCGCCUUCAAAGCCGCUAUCUCAGAGUCAGCGAUCGCCGAAGCACGAUCCUAUCGUCUAGCCAUGCUCCGCGAAGCAGCGAUCGCCCUCACAGACUUCGUAACCGCUCUGGAUUCAACCCAGCUGGCCGAGUUCUGGCUGCCUUACACGGCGCACCUACUCGUCACCGCCACCACGAUCCUCCUUCGUUGUCUUCUCGAGUCCACGGACGUUACCACCAAACACACGUGCGCCGAGAAACUCGUGCGGUUGGUGAGCACAUUAAAAGUCUCGAAAGAAGAGCACGACUGGGAUCUUGCGGACUUUUGCCUGGAGAGAUGCUCGGAGCCCAUCAGCAAGAUUUCGAGUGCGUUGGGUAUAGUGGACGAAGCCACAGGCUCUUCUGCCGGAGCUGUUGCACAAGCGCCGGUGGCAGACGAGUCGAUCGCUGCUGGCCUUCCUGGCCCGGUAGAGGACUGGCCUUUGGAUGUCUUGUUUCCCGUGGACUCGCUCGACUACCCUUUCGAUGCAAUGUGGGACAUGCCAUUGUGAGCGGGACAUCUCGACCCAACUCUCUUGGAUGUGCUAGAAUGAGUGCCUUCGUCCGUGUAUUCGUCCAGCUCGCACUGAAUUGAGCAACUAGUCGACUCGCUAGCUCUUCCCGACGAGAAGCCGACGGCGUCUUUUAUCCGUGUCUUCAUCCAUUCUCCCGUCUGCUCAUCAUGCGAGCGGUACUUUUCGUCCGCGUCGCACUUUGGCGUCCAAGAGCGGUGCAGUGGUACUUCAGGGGGUCCAUGUGUCAGCUUGG